UCGGCCCCUUGUCGCGCUUGCAACUUUUGCUCGUUCUUUCACCUCUCCAACCUGGCCCAAAGCUUGGCCCACGGACCAGCCCGACCCGCGGCAUGGCACUGCCCGUUUUUAUUCGCAGCAUCGAUCAAACAUAUACAAUAUAUCCCGUUGUCUUUCCUCUCGCUCUCGGGCAAUAACAAUGGCACUGCUGCCGUUAGCCCCACUGUCUCAGCCACUCUUACUCUCCCAUUUCCUAAAUCCUAAUCCUCAGUCUCCUUUCCUCCACAAUUCGACAACUCUGAGCCUAUAUAGGAGGAAAUUAAGAAUCUAUCCGCUGGUUUUUGCCUUCUCCGGAGGCCGAAACCUAACGCCACCGUCGUCGCAGGGACCUUUUUCAGGGGUUUCUCUGUCAUCCAAGGAAACCACAAAACUUUAUCCUGGAUUGUUUCACCUCGCUGCCUCUGCCAUACUAUUUAUUGGCUUUGCUGCCCGGGCCUGCACGGCCGUCGCCGCCCCGGUUCCCGUCGUUCCCACUCCCAUAUCUCAGAAAAUACUGGAGCAGAGGAUCGAAGAAAGAGAUGGGGGAGGUUACCCCUCGGUCGAUCCGAAUGCAGUAAACACAGGCAAAUCUGAUAUUCUGGAAACCGUAGAAGAUGAAGAGUUGAAAGCUGCACUAGAAAGCUGGAAGUCUAAAACAUACGCUUUGACUGUACCUCUAAGAAUUGUUUCUCUCCGUGGCUCAUUACCGCCUUCUUGGAUUAAGGAUUUUAUGCAAGUACAAGGAAGGAGAUUGAAGUUACGUUCAGAGUUCCGUGGAAGUCUUGGGGACAUAUUCUCCGACCUAAAUAAAGAUUUUAGUAAAACCAGUCUGGAUCCUAGAUCUUCUAUGGCAGCUGAUAUUGUUACUGUUGGUGACUCCUGGCUCAGUUUGGCCAUUAAGAAGGGUAUAAUUGAACCAAUGGAAGAUGUAGAAAGCCAAGAUUGGUUUAAAGGCUUAAGUGAUAAAUGGAAGGCUUAUUUAUGCAGGAACAGUAAUGGAGAGUUGGACUCUAAUGGGAAAAUUUGGGGUGCUCCUUAUCGGUGGGGAAGCAUUGUGAUAGCAUACAAGAAAAGCAAAUUUCAAAAACAUAACCUGUCUCCAAUAGAGGACUGGGGGGAUUUGUGGAGACCAGAUCUUGCUGGGAAGAUUUCAAUGGUAGAUUCUCCUAGAGAGGUUGUUGGUGCAGUUCUAAAGUACAUGGGGGCUUCCUAUAAUACAAAGGAUUUUGACUCAGAAGUUCCUGGUGGGAGGAAUGCUGUCAUGCAGAAUCUGGCAUUGCUUCAAAAACAGGUUCGUCUAUUUGACAGUGUGCACUACUUAAAAGCAUUUGGAGUGGGAGAUGUCUGGGUUGCUGUUGGUUGGAGCAGUGAUGUCCUCCCUGCUGCCAAGAGAAUGUCAAAUAUUGCAAUUGUUGUUCCCAAGUCAGGCGCUAGUUUGUGGGCAGAUUUAUGGGCAAUUCCUUCCGCCUCUAGAUUUUCUACAAGUCAAAUUGGUGGGCGAAUCAGAGGUCCAUCUCCGCUAAUUCACCAAUGGAUAGAGUUCUGUUUGCAAGUGGCAAGAGCAUUGCCUUUCAAGCAGGAAGUCAUCCCAGGGGCAUCGCCAUCUGCCCUUGAGGACCCUUUGAUUGAAGAGUCUCAAGAGUUCACCAAGGGCAAGCCAAAGCUUGAUUCAGACCUCGUUGCUGGAGUACCACCACCUGAAAUCUUAGCCAGGUGUGAAUUCCUGGAGCCAUUAUCUGAUGCUAUUUUGAGGGAUUACCAAUUGUUAAUUGAUGCUAUGCAGAAACCUGGUUAUGGCGUAAUUAAUUUCAUGCAGCAUUAUAUUUCAACAAUAGCCAAGACUUUGGGGCUAAAACAACAGUGAUGAGUAAAACUAAAUUUGAAUGCAUGUCUGAUACAUGAGUAUGUUGAAGUUCUGCCUGAACAUGAACGAGUUUUUAGAGAAUCUGGCAAAUGUUGUGAAGAGGUUCUUGGCAAUUUGAAUAUGAUUCAUGUUUAGAAAUUGACCGAGAUGUUUGGGUGUCCGUCAUAAGAUGUCAUGUAUAGAAUUUAAAAUUAAUUCUAUUAAACGUUAUUUAUCUUACUUGUGAAAGUCCUACCUUUUCUGUAUUUUUAGAGAAAUCUUUCAGGUCAUUUUUUUA
This is a messenger RNA of Nelumbo nucifera (sacred lotus), 2159 nucleotides long. RefSeq names its product putrescine-binding periplasmic protein-like protein. NCBI's taxonomy places the organism in Eukaryota, Viridiplantae, Streptophyta, Magnoliopsida, Proteales, Nelumbonaceae. Gene Ontology annotation, molecular function: polyamine binding. Gene Ontology annotation, biological process: polyamine transport. The record is from RefSeq and is a predicted model, not a curated record. Gene Ontology annotation, cellular component: periplasmic space.